This is a messenger RNA of Scedosporium apiospermum, 3495 nucleotides long. RefSeq lists its product as uncharacterized. The record is from RefSeq and is a predicted model, not a curated record. Gene Ontology annotation, molecular function: protein binding. The transcript has 9 exons. Lineage: Eukaryota; Fungi; Ascomycota; Sordariomycetes; Microascales; Microascaceae. Bases 1 to 3495 code for a protein of 1164 amino acids.
AUGGCAUCCCCAGAUCCCCUGCUGCAAACUUUCUACGAUGCCAAGACUGAAUUUGAAAAGAGCCUCCCGUCAAACGUCCGAUUCCGGGACAUCCUCGCCGUAACCAGCGCCGACAAACUAUGGGACGCCAUGAACAAACUGCAGGCGGAGCAGGCCAAGAAAAGAAGGAUGCGCUGGUUGGGGAAAAUCGGCCCCUUCAUCGAGCGGCUCGAGAGUCUAUCAGGCGUAAUCGAGGUUUUCACUCAGGCAAAACCCGAAAUCAUGGCUCUCGUAUGGGGUCCCAUCAAGCUUGUCCUCAUGUGUGUCCGUCAGUGGUCCCAGGCUUUCGACGCCAUUGUCAAGAGCAUACAAAGGAUCGGGGAUCUUCUGCCUCAAUUCAACAAUGUCUUGCCGAGCUUUAUCAACAACAAGCACAUCAAGGAUGUCGUGGUACUCUUCUUUCAGGACAUUCUAGACUUCUACAGGGAGAUUCUGCAGUUUUUCACCCUACCUUUAGCAAAAGCCAUGUGGGAGACUGUUUGGCCGAAGCGUAAAGAGGCAAUCCGUGACGUCGAGGCCAGAAUCGAACUGCACGCGACACUUCUUCGCGACAACGUCACUUUUGAAGACAUCAGGAGGGCCGAAGAAGCCAGGGCCGCGUCCUUCAGAGAGUUUCGAGAGGCGGAGGCGCAGCGUUCGAAGGAAAACUUCCAAGCGUUGGAAAUCGCCAUCAACCCUCGGAUAUUAUUAUGGCUGCAGGGAAUUCCCGGGGCUGGAAAGACCUUUCUUGCCAGUUGGGUGGCCCUCGAAGCGAAGAAAAAGGGCCGUGUUGUGUACGCUUUCAACAGCUACAUCCACACUGACACCACUUCGAUAUCCAUCAUGCAUUCCCUACUAUUUCAACUAGCGUCGGAGGACGAGGACCUUCAAACCAUCUUGACCGAAUCCAACAAACGAGAUCUGAAAACCAACAUGGCCACUGCGAAGGAAUUACUUACUAACGCUCUCAAGGUUGUCGGAGGUGCCUUCGUCAUUGUAGAUGGGUUGGAUGAAGUUGAGGAAGUUGAGCGGAAGCUCUUCUUAAUCUCUCUGAUGGACGUUUUAGACGCCUGCAGAGAUACGACAACGAAGGUCUGCAUCAGCAGCAGAGCGGAGCAUGAUAUCACCCAAAUACUGGUGCCGAAGGCUACGACAAUUCGUGUUGAUAAGAAGAACAUCGUGGGGAUACAAGUCUACGUUGGCAGCAGGUAUAAACAGUGGAUGGCGGAGUCUGAUUUCUCAAGCCGAGGACGACAGGAGAUCCAAGCCCUGCUCUCCCCGAUUUCCGUCACAGCAAAAGGAAUGUUCUUGUAUGCUCGCAUCAUCAUCGACAAUGUAGUCGAUUUGACCAACAUCGACGAUGUCCGAAGAGAACUGAGAACUCUCCCAGCGAAUCUUGGUGCAGCGUACGAGCGUGUCUUCUCGCGUAUCAACCAUCUACCCAAGCAAAAGCAGCAAAGCGCCAAGAGGAUCCUCGGAUGGAUCGGCUGCUCGCCCACCCCACUCAAACAACACGAGCUUGAGCAGGCCCUACUUGUCGCGGCCAAGACUUACGACGACACGCCGACCGUCGACAGUUCGCUAAACAUCGUCAAACUCUGCGGGCCAAUCGUCGAAGUCGUAGACGGAACACUUCGGCUAGUGCACUUCACAGUCAAAGAGUAUCUCUUCGGUGGCGAAAAUGGGUUUGUCAGUAUGCAUCAAUCCAUUCUGGAUCUCGUUGACACGUGCGUUACCUACCUCUGCUACGACGCCCUCGGACCCGAUAUCGAAGAUGAUCAGUUAAAGGAAAACUUACUCGCAGGCAAAUAUCGUUUUCUAUCCUUUGCCUCGUACUGGUGGUUCGUCCUUGCCAAGCAAUAUAUACGCUUGACACGCGACAAGACACAGCUCGACGACGUCAACGGACUGCUGCGAAAGCUCUUUUCCGAACGAGAGAAUCUCAACUUUGAGGUUGAUGUCGGUAAUAAGGGGAAUACAGAGCAAGGGCAAAAAAAAGAUGGUCAGCCGAGCCAAAAGCGCCGGCAGUUGUGGUCAGGAGCUCCUGAGUUUGUCUCUGCUACAGUUUCGUUCUACAGGGACCAAAACGAUUUGUGGACCGGGAUAGUUGGACGUGCCGCGACCCCCUGUCUAUUUCAAUGUCAUGUGCCCGAGUGGAGAAUCUGUACCAAGAGCUACUCUGUCAUGGCCGAGAACCCAAGGAACCUGCUCAUAAAGAAGAUUGCGUAUGUGCGGACUUACAAAGGCACUACGGGAAAUACUUAUACAAGUGCCACUUCUUCUCAUGCCCUGCGCGACGUAAUGGAUUCGCUACGGAUACGGAGUGCAAACACCACCGAGAGGGACACAGCCGUCCAUGGAAGUGCUCGGUAUCACAAGGCCAUGCGAGAGGGUGUCUAUAGUAACCCUUCGGUCAUGGAGGAUGAGGCUCUAUAUCCCCUUCUUUAUGAGCUGGUGAUUUCCGGGAAUAUUGAUGAGCUUGAAGCAACCUGGCCGUCUUGUCGCCAAAAAGUGAAUGAGUUCACGAAGGCCGAACUACUUACCAUGGCGGCUGGCCAAGGGUCGCUCCCGAUGGUCCGACUAUUCCUGGAGUGGGAUGAGGAUCAGCACAAGCCUCGAAACGACGCUGUCAAAUUCAUCGUUGUGAUCCAAGACGCCAUCCAAAGUGCCAACCCGGAACUCAUGCGGUGGAUUCUGUGCAAGGCCGCCUACUGGGGAUCGGUUAGCGGCCGGAAAUACCGCGAUGUGGUCUUAGCGAUUGGAAAGUCUGAGUCGACCGAUGCGUUUGAUAUUUGGCAAGAAGUUAUCACCUCACUUCCAAGCCCCAACGACAACCUCAUUAAGGAAUUGUUCGAAAAGACGGUUCUUACCACUAUCAAUAAAUAUCCUGAUCAAGACGCGCGCCUUUAUGAUACCUGGAAGACACUGUACCAGAAGGGCCUACUAGAAAAGAACCUGGCCGAUCUUGGACGGGCACUCACAACGGUCGCGCGGACUACUUUAUCCAUCGAGCAGGCAACGGCAAUCCUUGCCUGCGGUGCUCCCAUUGAUUACCCCCGAACCUUGGGUGGCACAGGACACACGGCGCUGCACUGGGCAUGCAAGAACACGUCCCGCGAGGCAGCUCGGUUCAUAAAGUUCUUGCUCGUGGAGGGAGCGAACCCAUUCACCUCCUUCGGCAAGCUCGCCGCGGAGGAGGAAGGUGCCCGGAAGAUUGAGACUUGGUUGAACGUGACCUGGGAUGACCUCAUGGAAUGGGCAUUCCAACAGCGGCGUUCCAAAGGUCUUCCAAUUCUGCGCGAUAAACAGCGUUUUCCGCGUUACAAGUUGACUGGUAAGGAAUUGGAUGCUGCCAUCAAGGACAGAAGGAAAAUUGAGACCGCAUUACCCUUCACCAACGCUGCCGAUGGUGGCAAGCAUCACUCUACACUUCGGAUCGUUGCGAAACGCUCUCAUGGCGUCCUCUCGGCCUAUUAG